AUUAACGAACAAUUUUCAAAAAUUGCGUGUGCUGUCAUUUGGGUAAUUGUGAAUUGUGACUAGCUUCAGCUUGCUCUAAAAUCCCCUUGAGAAAAAAGAUUGUGAAAUUUCGCUUGAAAAACCUGCAUUUCGGGAAUAAAAGGCCCAUCUGGCACGGUGAUUUUCUCUGAGCGUCUGGAGUGAGUAGCACGCGAAGAAAGAAAAGCCUUCCAUUUGCCCUUUUGCGCGCCCCAAAUUGUCUCUGUGAACUGUGGUAUUGGUCUAUUUGAUGUGCAGCAUGCUGGACAAGUUCAACCAGCUGAUCCUGUACGACUGAAAACUAGUGAAAACGCGUCUUAAUAGCACAAAAGGGCGUCCACUGUGUGUCUCUAUUGGGUGAAGGUUGAGAGUGUUCUGUGUUUUCUGGGUAGAGCAUCCCGUGGUCCGGGAAUGUCUUCAAGUGGUCGGGUGAGAUUGGCUGGGGCCUCGGGGCCAGGUACUUCUAGUAAAUCCGUGGUUUGUGCGUACUAUGCGAAGGGAAUGUGUCGAUUUGGGGAAUGCUGUCGUUUUGCCCACAUUGAUACACCUCCGGAAGCUGUGGAGGCUCCAGAAAAGACUCCACCUGUAGCCGGAACAUCCGCACAGACGGCUAUCAAUCCUGGUGAUCCACAGAGUUGGGUGCUAGCUCCGGUUUUUGUGCCCAAACAGCGCAUUUCCGAUACAGAUGACCAGAAAUUGUCCUAUGCUGCUGUCUGCCGUGAUCCAGCAGCUGCUCCAGUUGCAGAUGGGGAGGAAUUUGCAGCUGCUGAAGCACCUGUGUUGGAAUUGUGUCCAUAUGUGAAGAUCAACGAGGAAUUUGGCACCUGUGCCUACGGAGAUGCCUGCGUUUAUGCCCAUGGAGAUCUCUGUGAUCUCUGUGGACAAUUUUGCCUCCAUCCAACCGACGAGGAACAACGCAAGAGUCACAAUAUUCAGUGCAUUAGGCAGCACGAGAAGGACAUGGAGCUAUCAUUUGCCAUUGCCCGCUCAAAGGACAAACUCUGUGGCAUUUGCUUUGAAGUGAUCAUGGAAAAGUCCGGACGUGAUCAGCGAUUUGGCAUCCUGCCCAAUUGCAAUCACAUCUUCUGCCUGGAGUGCAUCAGAAAGUGGCGACAGGCUAAGCAGUUUGACAACAAAAUCAUCCGGGCUUGUCCUGAAUGUCGAGUGGCCUCAGAUUUCGUCUGCCCGAGCACUUAUUGGGUGGAUACGCAGGAGGAGAAGGCAAAGCUCAUUGAAGAAUACAAAGCGGCUCUCAAUGCGAAAGACUGUAAAUACUACAAAAAGGGAAGUGGUUCUUGUCCAUUUGGCAACAAAUGCUUCUACAAACACGCCGAUCGCGAUGGAAAGUUGGUGGAUUUGGGUGCUCCGCGUCGUCGCUACGUUCAAUCUGGUGCCCAUUCCAACGAAGUGGAAAUUCUGCAGCAAUUGAUAUUUUGGGACUUUAUCGAUGCAUACGAAAUAGAUUCAAAUUUGUCUGAUAGCGAUGAUUCCGAAUGGUCUGAUUAUUUCUACAAUAUUGAGUAAAAAGAUUGGAACCAGGAAUUCGUCGAAAUCAUUGAGUGAUUGUUGCUAAAAAAAAAAACAAACAGAACAAGAGAAGAUUUACAAAAAAAUAUCAAAUUCAUCAACUUUCCUCGAAAUAGUUCUCAGAAGAAAAAAAAACAUGAAAAAUACGAGAACAUUUACUAAGUAUCAGCAUUAUUGUAGAAAAAAAAAGCAAAAGAUCUUCAGUGAAGAAAAAAAUUAGGAGUCAGUUCUAAAGAUAAAACAACCACAAAGAAAUUUCAGUUGAAAUUGAUGGAAAAAAAAUUCACUGAGAUAAAAAUUGAGGGAUCAUUAGAGAGUUGCUGAAUUUGCAAGAGAAAUUAAUUAAAAGUAACAAAGAUUAAAAAAAA
This is a messenger RNA of Phlebotomus papatasi, 1913 nucleotides long. RefSeq names its product probable E3 ubiquitin-protein ligase makorin-1. Bases 430 to 1542 code for a protein of 370 amino acids. The transcript is spliced from 5 exons. The record is from RefSeq and is a predicted model, not a curated record. Gene Ontology annotation, molecular function: ubiquitin protein ligase activity; metal ion binding. Gene Ontology annotation, biological process: protein polyubiquitination. NCBI's taxonomy places the organism in Eukaryota, Metazoa, Arthropoda, Insecta, Diptera, Psychodidae.